This is a messenger RNA of Symbiodinium sp. CCMP2592, 2992 nucleotides long. The record is from the annotation of a GenBank genome assembly. NCBI's taxonomy places the organism in Eukaryota, Dinophyceae, Suessiales, Symbiodiniaceae.
GUUCAAUGCAGUGGAGAAUGGUGAUGCAGAGUCUGGGUCUUCGCCUACCACGCUAGCCGAAACCCUCUUUCCGGCGACACAGCCGGAUGGGCCGAAGAAGACCCCUCCACGCACUGGCUCCGGUGGGGAGUCCGAUGAUGAUGAUCUCCUGCAGCAGGAGAAAGACAACCUUCUACACCAGCUCAGGAAGAUCGAGGAUCAGCUCCAGAGGAAGCGAGUGAAGGAUGAACUCCGGAGCAACCCCUUCGCCGUCAACUGCCCGACCGAAGCCAUCGACUCGCCGAGACAGACCCGUGGCAGCCCCGUUGCGAGUUGGUGGAAAGGCCGUGCCAUCUCGAUCUCUUUCGUGCACUUCGACUGGAACGACGAGGAGCCGGAGGACUACGAGGAGGACGGUGACGAGGAUGGCGAGGCGAACAGUGGCAAGUACGGUAUGGUCUACGACCCCAGGACCGGCAAGGUUCUUUCCGAAGCAGCCAUCGACCAACGUGUUCGCAGAGCCUGUCAAAAUGGCAAAAAAAAGAAGGCGACCGGGGGCCCAAAGGCAGUGGAGAUGUACAAGGACCUCGGCAGUCGGGAGGAGUUGACGAAGAUGCUCAUCUCGGCUGCUUUCAAGCGGAAUAUCACCAAGUUCUCGGAGAAGACACACAAGAAGAAGACUGACACAGUUGCUGGUUGGUACACCGAGUCAGCGAUGUCUGUGCAGCUGGAAGAGAUCAAGGAGAUCGUCGAUUACACCUCAACCCGACCCGCUUUGAGGAGGAAGUACAAGUACAAUGCCAAGAAGCUUCAGCAUUGGGUUGACAAAGAGACCAUUGGUGUGGACUCAAGCGAGACGAUCAAGGGCACACGAAAGGAAGUGAGCACGAAUGACAAAGAGCUUCCCAGCGAAGCUGAUGGUGAGGUUUCGGACUUCGAAAAGGACGAGAAAUCCGACGACGAGCACCGGCCGAGCCAGAAGAAAAGCACGCAGGAGGAUGACCUCUGCGAACGGGCCGAGAAAACGAUGAGUGACCUGUUGCCCCCCAUCGCCAAGAUGCACGAGCUUUCCGAGAAGUUCACGAAGCCCUACAACACGGAUCCGAAGCCCACCCAUGCAAGGCAUGCAAGCGAGCUUGACCGACUGGCUGGCAACAUGGAGGCCGUCUACGAUGCAUUGGCCGAGGUUCUGGCGAACCUGAGUGCCCAUGGCGAAUCUGCAACAGGGGAGAGCAUCUGGGCCGAUGCGAAAUCACGCUUGGAAGAGCCGGACCCGCCUUCUGCGAAAUCGAUUUAUGCUAGGCUUGCCAAAGGAAGCAAGCAUCGAGCUGAGAAGAAUGCCUUUCGGGAGCCUCUUGGUACAACUAGUUCGAUUCUACUGGUUUGGUUGUUCUCGGUUGAAAAUAAAAUAAAGUAUGACUUUGCAUCUCCGAGCAUCAUAAAUGACAGGUUGCAGCAAAGCGGACAUACUUUGCAAGUAGACAUCGACUACAUUCCGGUUGAAACAAGCACUGGCAUCAGACAGAUUCCGUGGUUGGAUCCAUACAAAAUGGUAUCUUGUUUGGCCCGGGAUGCUAAACUGGAGUUUCUACAUGGAAAGAAUAAUUUGUUGGAGUGGUGGCGACGGUUCGCCAAAGUGGAGCCUGGGCAUCGAGCUUUCAAGGCUGCCGCCCGUGGAGACAUCUCUUUGGAGAGAACGAUUCCGUUCUUUUCUCAUGGAGAUGAAGGCAGGGGCAAGAAAAAAAAGGGCAUCUUGAUAUGGUCACUUCGUGGAUGUGUGGGCUUCGGGACACGACAGUUUCAGGAAAUGCACUCCGAGGCCGAGCAGAAAAACCGAAUGGGCCUUAAUAUGUCUGCUAGCAUGACCUCCAGGUUUCUUCAUGUUGCAGUUCCAAAGGCAGUGUACGGAAAAAAUGCAGAAACUGUUUGGGAUGCAAUUGGCCGCAACAUUGCUGCAUCGUACGAGCGACUUGAAACAAAGGGUUUUUUGGAUGCUGAUGGGAAGCAUUAUCAUGCUGUUUGUGUUGGCCUUACUGGAGACAACCCGUUUUUGGCCAAGGUCGCCCACUUAGAGCGAUCGUUCGCCAGGGUAGCCAAAUCGACUGGGGAGGAUGUUUCCCAUGGCAUCUGUUGGAGAUGCCUAGCAGGAACCCCAAACGUGCCUUUUGAAAAUCUGAACCUACAUCCGGAGUGGAGCUACACGAUCGACGAGACUCUGCCUUGGUCGCAGCUGCCACCUUUUUUGCGAGGGCUAGGCUUUGACGAAGACGACUUGAAAGCGCCACGAUUUCUUGAGUUCGAUAUCUGGCACAAUUUUCACGGAGGAACAGGGAAACAUAUUGCAGCCUCGACAGUGGCCGAAAUACUACCCAAUCUGGAAGUGGGAUCUAUUGAUUUCAAAUUUAGCAUUCUUCAGCAAGCCUAUGAAACCUGGCGAAAGAAGUCAAAACUGACAUUGCAUAUUGGCCACUUUGACCGGGAACUGUUCGGGAUGGAGCAGGGCUACCAAGUUCUUCCAGUUGGAUGCUGGAGCAAGUUCUCGGACACUCGUGUCCUGCUUUGUUUUCUGGAAGACUUCUUGCGAGAUCGGGCCCUCUACGUUCCAACAGAGAUUACUGAGGAGGCUCUUAUUUGUAUCGCUGCUGGCAAUCGAGCUUUUAGGCUGUCUUACCAAGGCGGCUAUUGGCUUUCUUCUGAUGAAGCGAGAUCCAUUGGUCUGUCUGGUCUCCGGUGCUUACAAUCGUAUGCUAAGCUGGCUUUUGUAACACUCCAACAGUCCAGAUCACGAUACCCGAUGAUGCCCAAGAGCCACUAUCUACAUCACUGUUGGAGAGAGAUUAUCUUGGCGGCAAAGAGGCAUGCUUGGGUGAGAAGCCCACUGGCCACAUCAGUGCAGAUGGAUGAAGAUUUUGUAGGACACAUGUCCCGGAUGAGCAGAAGAGUAGGAAAUCAGCAGUUAAUGCUGAGGACUCUUCAGAGAUACUUGGUGGCCGUGAACAGGGCUCUCAGCUGA